Molecule: messenger RNA, 2024 nt
Organism: Mollisia scopiformis
Lineage: Eukaryota; Fungi; Ascomycota; Leotiomycetes; Helotiales; Mollisiaceae
Product: putative aflatoxin efflux pump
Exons: 2
Coding region: 221-1882 (553 amino acids)
Biological process (GO): transmembrane transport
Molecular function (GO): transmembrane transporter activity
Source: RefSeq, a predicted model, not a curated record
CUUCAAGACAUCGCGAUACCAACAUGCAACAAAUAAUGCCCGUUCCAUGGCUCAUCGGGUCCAGGGAAGGUUUCGCACUUUGGAAAAUGCGACGUCUUGGUAUAAGGGCCAUCCAUCUUGGCCAACGGCUCUUUCUCUCUUUCCUAUUAAUCAUCACUCCUUGAUCUCGUGGCGUUUCUGAGCAGGGCAGGGCAAUUUUCUUUAUUUAUCCCUUCUCAAGAUGGAGUCAUCACGAGAAUCUUCUCAGGAAAGGGAGAAGUUGGAGAGAAAUGCUCCAAUUGUAGCGGAUGUUGCUUCGUCAUCGGAAGAUAUUGCUGCCAAAUAUGAACAAGCAGAGCAGAACUAUCAACCAAAGUCCUUCAAAUUUUGGACUAUCCUGAUAGGUCUAUAUCUCGCCGUUUUUAUCGUUGCCUUGGACCGUACAAUCAUAGCAACAGCCAUUCCAGCCAUCACAGAUGAAUUCCACUCUCUUCAAGAUGUCGGCUGGUAUGCUUCCGCCUACAUGCUCACGGGUGCCUCAUCCAAUCUUGUCUUUGGUAAAAUCUACAAAUACUACUCCACGAAAUGGUCUUUCCUCGCCUCAAUCUUCGUCUUUGAAGUGGGAUCAGCCCUUUGCGGUGCAGCUCCAAACUCUAUUGCCCUCAUCGUCGGUCGAGCAAUCGCUGGUCUCGGCUCAUCAGGAAUCUUCUCUGGAGGACUGAUGAUUAUGGUCCCUCUCAUCCCCCUCCGAAAACGUCCCAUCUACUAUGCACUCUUCGGCAUCGCAUUCGGCGUUUCUUCAGUCCUAGGCCCAGUUCUCGGAGGACUCUUCACAGAUAAAGCAACUUGGAGAUGGUGUUUCUACAUCAACCUCCCCAUCGGCGCCAUCACCGUCCUCGCCGUCCUCUUCUUCCUCCGCAUCGACUCCGCCCACGAGAAAGUCUCCUUGAAAGAAAAACUCAUCCAACUCGACCCCAUCGGCACCUUCUUCCUAAUCCCCAGCGUCGUCUCCCUAAUCCUCGCCCUCCAAUGGGGCGGCACGACCUACGCGUGGUCCUCCGCCAAAGUAAUCGGCCUCCUCGUCUGCUUCGCCACCCUCUUCAUCCUCUUCUGGCUCGUGCAAAUCUAUCUCCCUCGCACCGCCACCGUCAAAAUAUCCAUCAUCACCCAACGCUCCAUCGCCUUCGGCGCCAUCUUCAUGUUCGCCCUCACCGGCUCCCUCUUCAUCAUCGUCUACUACCUCCCCAUCUGGUUCCAAGUCGUCAAAGGCGACUCCGCCGUCCACUCCGGCAUCUCCACCCUCCCCCUCGUCCUCGGCCUCGUGGUCUUCUCCCUCGUUUCCGGGAAAGCGACCCAGAAACUAGGAUACUACGUCCCCUUCAUGCUCGCCUCCCCGCUCCUGACCACCGUCGGCGCCGCCCUGCUCUAUACCCUCGCCCCGGCCUCCAACCACGAGAAAUGGAUCGGGUACCAAGUGCUCUACGGCCUCGGCACCGGCGCCGCUAUGCAGCUGCCCAUGCUCGCCGUGCAGGCCGUUUUGCCAGCGGCGGACAUCUCGUCCGGCAUGGCGCUCAUGUUCUUCGCGCAGCAGCUCGGGGGUGCGAUUUUCGUUGCGGUGGGACAGAAUAUCUUUUCCUCGCGCGUGGUGAGCCAGUUGACGGGCGUGCCGGGCAUUGAUGCGCAGCAGAUUGUUCAUCUGGGCGCCACGCAGCUGAGGGAGGUGGUGCCGGCGCAGGAUUUGGGAGUUGUAGUUCAGGCGUUUAAUUAUGGGUGUGUGGGCACGUUUUUGGUGGCGGUGGGGUUGAGUGGCGCGACGUUGUUGGCGGCGGCGGGGAUGGAGUGGAAGAAUAUUAAUGAGAAGGAGGAGAAGGAUGGGGUGGAGGCUGAGAUGAGGUUUGAGUAAACGAGAAAAUGUUGUGAUUGUGGGAUGGGUAGAUUGUUGGGCGUUCAGGUGGUAUUUUGUUCUUGGGGAUUGGAUUUGCAUAGACUGGCGGUGAUAUCCUUUUGAGUAGCAUUAAAAACACAUGGAAUGAAUAACUUCUCUU